This is a messenger RNA of Chrysochloris asiatica (Cape golden mole), 1338 nucleotides long. RefSeq names its product transmembrane protease, serine 4 (gene TMPRSS4). Gene Ontology annotation, molecular function: protein binding; serine-type endopeptidase activity. The coding region runs from base 1 to 1338 and encodes 445 amino acids. The transcript is spliced from 13 exons. Gene Ontology annotation, biological process: proteolysis. The record is from RefSeq and is a predicted model, not a curated record. Lineage: Eukaryota; Metazoa; Chordata; Mammalia; Afrosoricida; Chrysochloridae. Gene Ontology annotation, cellular component: membrane.
AUGGCUAUUCCACUCCCUUCAGCCAUUGCCCAGGAUCCUGACAGUGAUCAACCCCUGAAUAGUUUCGAUGUCACCCCACUGCGCAAACCCCGCAGCUCCCUGGAGACCUUCAAAAAGGUGGGGAUUCCCAUCAUUGCAGCAGCGCUGAGUCUGGCGACCAUCAUUGUCGUGGCUGUCCUCAUCAAGGUGAUCCUGGACAAAUACUACUUCCUCUGCGGGCAGCCCCUUCACUUCAUCCCCAGGAGGCAAGUGUGUGAUGGCCAACAGGAUUGUGCCUUGGGGGAGGACGAGCAGCACUGUGUCAAGAGCUACCCAGAUGGGCCCCUAGUAGGAGUCCGCCUCUCCAAGGAUCGAUCCACCCUACAAGUGCUGGACCCCACCACAGGUGUCUGGGCCUCCGCCUGUUUCGACAACUUCACAGAAACUCUUGCCAAGACAGCCUGUGGACAGAUGGGCUAUGGCAGCAAACCCACCUUCAGAGCCGUGGAGAUUGGUCCAGACCAGGAUCUGGAUGUCGUUGAAAUCAUAGAAAACAGCCAAGAGCUUCAUGUGCAGAACUCAAGCGGAUCCUGUAUUUCGGGCUCCCUGGUUUCUUUGCAAUGUCUUGCCUGUGGGGAAAGCCUGAAGGCUCCUCGGGUGCUGGGCGGGGAGAAGGCCUCUGUGUAUUCUUGGCCUUGGCAGGUCAGCAUCCAGCACAAUAGACAUCACAUCUGUGGAGGUAGCAUCCUGGACUCUCACUGGAUCCUCACAGCAGCUCACUGCUUCAGGAAGCACCUUGAUUUGUCCAGUUGGAAGGUGAGGGUUGGCUCGGACAAACUGAGCACCUUUCCAGCCUUACCUGUAGCUGAAAUCUUCGUCAUUGAGCUCAACACCACAUAUCCCAAAGAGAAGGACAUUGCCCUCGUGAAGUUGCAGUUCCCUCUUACAUUCUCAGAUACAGUCAGGCCCAUCUGCCUACCCUUCCCUGAUGAGGAUCUCAGUCCAGCCACCCCACUCUGGGUUAUUGGAUGGGGCUUUACAGAGCAAGAUGGAGGAAAGAUGUCUGAUGCACUGCUGCAGGCAUCGGUUCAGGUCAUUGACAGCACACGGUGCAAUGCUGAGGAUGCAUACCAGGGGGACGUUACUGAGAAGAUGAUGUGUGCAGGCAUCCUGGAAGGCGGCGUGGACACUUGCCAGGGUGACAGUGGUGGGCCUCUGAUGUACCAGUCCGACCAGUGGCAAGUGGUGGGCAUCGUGAGCUGGGGUCAUGGCUGUGGGGGCCCAAGCACUCCAGGAGUGUACACCAAGGUCACGUCCUAUCUCAACUGGAUCUAUAACGUCCGGAAGGCUGAGCUAUAA